AUGUCCGACGUGCACCUUUCGGGUGCGGCGGCGGCUCCGGAGCGCCUGGCGGCCCUGCGAGCGCUGCCCGUGCCCGGCCGCAGCGCGGUCUGCAGGAGCUUAUUCGGGCCGGUGGACCACGAGGAGCUGGGCCGGGAGCUGCGGAGCCGCCUGCGGGAGAUGGGCGAGGACGACCAGCGCCGCUGGGACUACAACUUCCACACCGACACGCCGCUGCCCGGGCCCGGCCGCCUGCGCUGGGAGGAGGUGGAGGGCGGCACCGUGCCCGCAUUCUACCGGGAGACGCUGCAGGUGGGCCGGCACCGCGUUCCCCUACGCCGUGCACCCCCGGCCCCGCCGUCCAUCGCCAAUAUCGCCGCCGCCAAAGCUCCGGGGGGGCCGGGGGCGCGCCUGAGCCGGGAGAACCGCGCCGCGCCCCGCCGACGUGCGCUACGGCCCCGACGGAGCGGCCCCACGACCCGUAUCACAGAUUUCUUCGCCAGGAGGAAAAGGCCGGCCGAGCCCAAAGCGGCGGCCGAGCGCCCCGCGGGCUGCCCGCAGCCCCCCGCCGCCGUGCCGGCUGAGCACACCCCCCGCAAGCGGCUCCGCUGAGCCAGGUGAGGAGCUCCGGGGAAGCCAAAGGGAGGGGCAGGAGCGGACGCAGCCUUAACCACGUCUCUCUCCCCUCGCUUCUAACUCCCCUCCUCCUCUUUAUCCCUUCAGCAUUUUGCACUACGGCACCCACGGGAGAGGCGCGCAGCCCGCAGGCGCCGUGCCCCGGAGUUGCGGGCAGCCGG
Molecule: messenger RNA, 776 nt
Organism: Lagopus leucura (white-tailed ptarmigan)
Lineage: Eukaryota; Metazoa; Chordata; Aves; Galliformes; Phasianidae
Gene: CDKN1C
Product: cyclin dependent kinase inhibitor 1C
Exons: 2
Coding region: 1-591 (196 amino acids)
Biological process (GO): regulation of cell cycle
Cellular component (GO): nucleus
Molecular function (GO): cyclin-dependent protein serine/threonine kinase inhibitor activity
Source: RefSeq, a predicted model, not a curated record